AUCAUCUCCCCCCACCUGCUCCCCCCAACGCCACCGCCCACCGCGAUGGACACGCCGCCGCCACCGCCGCCGCCGCCGGUGAACUGGGACGCGCUCGACGCCCUCGUGCUCAACUACGCCAGAUCCGACCGCCUCCUCCUCUUCCCGCGGGCCUCCUCCCCGUCGCCGCCCUCCUCCCCAUCCUCGUCCUCCACCACGACCGCCACCUCCUCCUCGGCGCCCUGCUCGUCCUCGUCCUACCGCUCACGCAUCCUCAUCCGCCGAGCCCGCAGCGCGCUCGAGGAGGGGGACGUCGACGCCGCGCUCGCGCUCCUCCGGGCGUACGCCCCCGGUGCGCUCCUCGACCACCGCCUCCUCUUCCACCUCCACAAGCAGAGAUUCGUGGAGCUUGUGAGGAGGGGGACGGAGGCAGACAGGGAGGCGGCGCUGGACUGCCUCCGCACGGUGCUUGCGCCCUGUGCGCUGGACGCCUAUCCGGAAGCUUAUGAGGAGUUCAAACAUAUACUGCUGGUAUUGAUAUAUGACAAAGAUGAUCAAUCAUCCCCUGUAGCAAAUGAGUGGUCUAUAAAGAAGCGGUUUGAACUUGCCGGAUUGCUAUCAUCCAUAUUAAGAGCUCAUUUACAAGCUUAUGAUCCUAUUCUGUCAAUGACAUUACGGUACUUGAUAAGCAUCCACAAACAGCUUUGCUCGCGCCAAGGAAUUUCUUCGCCCAUAUCUGAUCUGACUGAGCGGCUGCUGUUUGAUGACUGUGAUCUACCUGCAGUUCCUCAGGAAUGCUCACUAGAAGCAGCACCAUUUGAUGAGGUAGAUGUGCAAGCCCUAGCACAUGCUGUGGAAUUGACAAGGCAAGGUGCUGUUGAAAGCUUGAAGUUUGCGAAAGGAGAUAUAUUUCAAGCAUUUCAGAAUGAAUUGUGCCGAAUGAAGCUGGAUCUGCCACUCUUGGAUAAACUUGUACAUGAAUACUGUAUAUAUAGGGGAAUAGUUGAAGGUGGUUCAAAUGCCCUUCCUGGAUGGGAAAGCAAUAACCAAAAAAAUGAUGUCAACUCCAUAGAUAAACAAGAAUCCAAUACAGAAACACGGACUGAAUUUGAAAUGACUACCAAUCAGAAUGGAGAUUGUAGCACCAGUGAUAUGGCCAAUCAUGAUUCCUGGUCCAGGAGAUUACGUAGGGUUAGAAGUAGUACAUCAGGGCAACGAAGGCGGAAGAGAUGGAGAGGACGGGUAGAUGAUCUAGAUUAUGCUUGUGUGACCCCAUUGGAUGCAAAUAAACACGUAUAUUCUGCUCCUGACAUGGACGAAGAUGAUAUGGUAGUUAAAAUGGACAUGAUGGCAGAUUCUGGUUUGUCUGAUGCUAGAAACAAUCAAGAUCAGAAAUAUGAAGUUGUUUUAGAGAUGAGGGAUCUCACACGCAAAGGAAUGGCUUCAAAAGUAGUUGAAGAGAUAAACAACAUGGAUCCCGAUUUCUUCUUGCAAAACCCCAUUCUUCUAUUUCAGCUGAAACAGGUUGAAUUUCUUAAGCUAGUAGCUUCUGGGGAUCAUGUAGCCGCUCUCAAGGUUGCUUCCACUCAUCUCGGGCCUCUUGCUGCCAGUAACCAAACUUUGCUAAAACCUUUGAAGGAAACUUUAGUAACACUAAUUCAACCCUGUGAAGAUGUACUCACAAAGUCAUUGUCAUUGCCUGUUCUUGCAAAUUCUCUUCAGAUUGCAAUGAGCAGGAGGCUUGGUAUUGAAGAACCUCAGCUAAUGAAGAUAGUCAGAACAACACUUCAUACACACGGUGAAUGGUUUAAGCUUCAGAUGUGCAAGGACCGUUUUGAGCACUUUUUGAAGAUUGAUUCUCUUAAAGAGGUUGAUCCAUCUGUGGGGAGCCACAUUAUGUCCAAGGUCCUUACAGAUGAAUGUGCUAAUGGAUCUUCUCAAAUCACAACAUGCUCUAGUGGCAAGGUGCCAGAUGAAGGUAGUAGCCCUCAGGUGUCUUCAGAAGUUGCCUGUGAUGAAAACGCCAUAAUCAAGGUUAUGGAAUUUCUUGCCAUGCCGAGGGCCGACGCCAUUCAACUUCUCAUGCAAUAUGGUGGGAACGCAGAGGCAGUCAUCCAACAGAUAUUUUCGUAGUUCUUUAUGUAAAUAUCAAAUACGUUACAUUUGUUUUAGAGAUCAAUUAUUUGUUCAUACUUUUCCUGUAUAUGAAGUUUUAUUGGAACUAGGUUUGUCCUUUCGGCACCUUGUCUACUACCUUUUUUUUCAUGUAACACAGAAACAAAGAUGAAAAGAUAACCUGGCUCACAAUUUUCAUGCGAGAAACUAAA
Oryza brachyantha (malo sina) is the source of this 2306-nucleotide messenger RNA. RefSeq lists its product as uncharacterized. The transcript has 12 exons. NCBI's taxonomy places the organism in Eukaryota, Viridiplantae, Streptophyta, Magnoliopsida, Poales, Poaceae. Bases 46 to 2112 code for a protein of 688 amino acids. The record is from RefSeq and is a predicted model, not a curated record.